Molecule: messenger RNA, 3608 nt
Organism: Dinoponera quadriceps
Lineage: Eukaryota; Metazoa; Arthropoda; Insecta; Hymenoptera; Formicidae
Exons: 4
Coding region: 414-3434 (1006 amino acids)
Source: RefSeq, a predicted model, not a curated record
CCGCAAGUACCGCGUCGAUCGGCGACCAGCAGUUCCUAUAACUUACUUCGUCGCGAUAGGAUAGUUGCUGAUUAUUGGCGAACUCGGCGAAAAAUACCACAGCUUUAUCGUGCCGGUGUCAGUGCGAUCUGCACGAAAUAUUUUAUGCCGGGCUUGUUUGCAGAUAGCCAAUGGUAAGCGGCCGAUUAAAAGCGCCCUGCUUGAUAAGGAGAUAGCUAUUUAUCGACAGCGACACCCCGCGAGAGGACUAUUGUCCCGCCGUUCACCAACGUACGCUCACGCGCGUACAUACGAUGCCGUGUUACGUUCUCGUCGACCUCCCGAUCGGACCGUCUUGGUAAACCCUGAAGUGACACCCCACGUGGACGCUUCUCGCGUCGGGACGCGCAGUCGUAUCGCGUGUCCAUCUUGUUAUGCAAUUCGACGGUGAACCUGCUGACGAAAGGAUGGGCAUAAAGGGAUCAAAAAUCAAAGUCGGUUCUCGGGGGAAAAAUGGUGGAUCCAAGGGGACCGAUACACCUGGCAGCCAGGCAAACGUCUACGAGAGCGUGGAGCUGAUGAUGCUGAGGAGAAGCCUCAAGAAGGAUCCCGAGGGUUUCAUUCUGAACAACCUCAUGAUGAGUGUCCAGUUCUUCGAGAAUUACGAGGAAAGUAUUAUCCGGAUUCAAGAGACUCUGGCAUCGUCUUCCGAGGCGAAGCUAAAUAAGAAAUUGCCCCCUCAAAAGCACGUUUUGAUGCCGGACGUUCUUCAGGAAUACGUCUCGCGCAAUGUCGCCUUCACCUCGAUGCGACAGACCUCUCGUCAUACCAUCGAGCCCCUGCACCCCAUCCGCAUUUACGUCGUACACGACAAUAUCGAACUUACGGAGCAGCAUUACCUGCCGGAGUACAGCAGCGUGAACAAUGAGAUCACAUAUAACGUGUUGAUGAAACCGAGCGAACAGCAAGGAUACGUGCGGCUGGAGCUUCUCGACGAGACGCCGUUGCCGAAAAACCCGAAGAAAGAAGAUCACGAUCCUUCAGCGGAGGACGAAGACGAGAUAUACAGCGACGGUGGCAGCAUUUACGUUCCAAAGCCCAGCUCGAAGAUGGUUCUUUCUCAGCAGAUGAAGAAGGGCAAUCUCCAGACCUCCAACGCGCGAUCUUUGCCCAAUCUACACAACGAGACCGUGUACGAGGACCAAGCGUACCACUCGCGCGAGAACCUCUACGAGACUCAGUCCAGUCGGGACAUCAGGCCCGAGUCCGACUACGAGCACGUGUCCCCGGUUCCGGAUCGUAUGAAAAAGAAAGCCUGGUCGAAGGACGAAUUGGCGUCGAAAUCCGGGAGCUAUCACGUCCGACCCGGCAUGACGGAAUCGAAGAAGAACAGUCGUAGUCCGGCGGGCAGCACGACUUCCGGCUACCGGUCCGGCUAUUAUACAGUUGACAGUGACAGUGACAGCAGCUGCCACAUAACGCAAUCCACCAAUGCGAUGCUCAGCCCUAACACGAAUAGCAACGCGGCUUCCACGUGCAACUUUCCGGACGGUUACAGCGAGAAGGCGGUCCCAGACGCGUCGACGGAGAUCUACUCGAUGUCGAACGCGAAGAUACCGCAACGGUGCUUCAAGAAGGUAAUGCACACCAGAGAGGGCAAGAUCUACGAUCCGCGGGAGGAGAAGAAGCAGCUGCAGAACAGCAAGCAGCGCCGCCUCAGGAUGGCCAUGAGGAGGCGCAACUACGAGGUUUCCUACAUCAGCAGCACGGAGUUCAUGAGGCAUUUCGUCAACAUCUUCAAGAACCAACUGGGCCAGCUGCUCGAUUUCGGCCAGGAGGACCUGGACGAGGUGAAGCCCGAGGGCUCGGUCAUCUACUGCGACAAGAUCAUGGUGUCGCACAGCUCCAGACUCUGCAGGAUCGAGUCGUACGAGGUGACGCCGACGAUAUGGCUGCAGUGGCCGGAAUACGCUCAAGAGUGGCUCGAUCGGCCGAGGAGCACGUGGCCGAGCUACGAAGACAUCAGUAAGGUGAAGGACUUCGGCUGCUACGUGGUGCCGGAAGGAUUUCUGCCGAAGAAGGGCAGCAACGCCUAUCACGAUCUCGAAUGGCAGCUGGUGUUUCCAGCCGCGGAGCGAUACCUGGAGACCUGCAUGACGCGCUCGCAGGCUCAGGUCUACCUGAUCGCGCUGAUGCUUCACAAGAGCUUCAUAAUGCCGGUCUUCGAUACCAUGUUCGGCCUGACGACCUCUCACAUUAGAAACAAGAUGUUCUGGUUGAUCGAAGAGGACGAUAGACCCUCCAGGUGGCCCGACAACCAGACCGGCCAAGGUCUGAUGAAGCUGCUGAACAGCCUCUACCGCAGCCUCAGCCAGAACGAGCCGACCUUGCCGGACUAUUUCAUCCGCGACAAGAACGUGUUCCAGAGGGUGCCGUCCGACCACCUGCUGCACACCCAGAAGCAGUUGAAGAGGAUCAUAGAGAACCCGGUAAUGUACGUGUUCCACGCGAUGGAGAACAUCAGGCACAGCGAGAAGUUUUUCCCGAGGCUGGACUACGAGAUGCUGCUGAAGAUACUGACGAUGGACACUCUAACUCUGGUGAAUCCGGCACUCGGCCAGUCCAUGUUUACGUCGUCGUCGUCGCCGAACGACGAGUCUCACCUGGCCAGGGACGAGAUCUACAACAAGCCCGGCGGAUUUUGGGACAACGCGAAACUGCAGACCGAGAAGAAGAUCUACGCGCGGGUGGUCACGAACAGGACGUUGAUCAACCCGCGCAGAGCGACGGACUCCAUCAUCGAGAUCUCGGUGCGCUGCGCAAACCUGGAGGGUCCAAGGCUAGGCGCGUUGUUGGACUUUUUCGUCAGACACUUCAUAAAAAUGGCCGCAUGUUGUCAUCAGUAUCAGGCUUAUCAACAGAAAAAAGUUUAUCUCGAUCAGGCGGAUUGGCUCUCGAUCAUAUUGUCGGAUCAGAGCAGAUACAAGGAGGACGCCAGGGCUUAUCGUGACAAGAUCAACGCUUUGAGAGCGAGAACCGCGAGUUCACGGCCGCAGGCGAACGAGCGCCCGGAGACGCCUAAGAGGAACGGCGAGGCACCAUUGUUCGUCGGCACCUUGAAGGAUCGUUUCAUACGAGAGACCACCGAAGUCACGAUAGAGUCGGGGGAAGAGCAACCGCAAUCUAGUCGCGAGGAUCGUAGGGACAAGGUCGGCAAAACGGUGAACAAAUCGGUCUUCUACGAGGUGCGAUUUGAGGCCGACGAGGAUCAAGAGCAGCAGCAGGCGAAGCCUACGAAACCGAGCGAGGUCAAAAGAAAUGAAAUUAUCUCCAUAUUGAAGAACUCUAAGUCAAGGGAGCAAAAUGACGAGUCCGCUUCCGGCACAAGCCAGAAAGUGGUUUCCUUAGCGGAUAAUAAAAAUGAAUCGUUUCUGACGGAAACGACGUAUAUAUAGCGUUUGCCGAGAGUUGGACGUAGAUGAUCUGUCAACGGGGACGAACAAUCUUUCUCCUUGAUGCGCACAUAACAAAACUAGGAACAAAUUUGAGAUAAUUUAAGUGGUAUUCAUUGUUAUAUUUCGAGAAGGAGUGAUAAUGAAUUUAAGUAGAAGACUGAGCGCGCUUAUCGC